Messenger RNA from Adineta steineri, 690 nucleotides. Lineage: Eukaryota; Metazoa; Rotifera; Eurotatoria; Adinetida; Adinetidae. The record is from the annotation of a GenBank genome assembly.
AUGGCGACUUCACUUGAUAACACAAAAGGAAAUAUUGUGAUUGUAGGUGCAACGGGAAAUACUGGUUUACAACUUGUUGCACAAGCUUUAGAACGAAAUUAUAAAGUAACUGCACUUGUACGAAAUCCAGAAAAAUUAGCAGCUCUUGAACAUAAACAUCUUGAAGUUAUAACAUGUGAUUUAAUGAAUCCACUUGAGUUGACUGCACAUAUGGAAGGACGUAUUGCUGUUUUAUCUGCACUUGGUCAACCCGGUCUUCAAAUAUCUGCAAUAACUCUUUAUGAAGAUUCAAUGAAAUCAAUAGUAACUGCAAUGCGUAAUGCAAAAGUUAAACGAUUAAUAUGUGUAACUUCAUUUUAUACAAAAUAUCAACCGGAUAUAUAUCCAUUUAAAUUUAAACUUAUUAUUCGUCCAAUGAUUGGCCGUCAUCUUGAUUCAAUGUUCAUUAUGGAAGAAUAUCUUGAAAAAGAAUGUCAAGAUUUAGAUUAUACUAUUGUUCGACCACCUCGUUUACUUGAUGAUCGUAUGAUAGAAAAAGAAGUUAAAGUUAAUGAGAAUGGAUAUUUCUUUCCUGGUGAAUCAACAGCUAAUCGAAUACCACGAGCUAAUGUAGCUCGUUUUAUGUUAGAUAUAUUAAAAGAAGAAAAAUAUAUCCGACAAGCUGUUGCUAUUGAUAUGUCCGCUAUGUGA